Molecule: messenger RNA, 4346 nt
Organism: Coturnix japonica (Japanese quail)
Lineage: Eukaryota; Metazoa; Chordata; Aves; Galliformes; Phasianidae
Gene: TAFA1
Product: TAFA chemokine like family member 1
Biological process (GO): neuroblast differentiation; regulation of neuroblast proliferation
Molecular function (GO): receptor ligand activity
Source: RefSeq, a predicted model, not a curated record
ACACGCGUGUGUCAGGGGAGUGGCUGCCUCAGGGCUGUGAUGCUGUUACCAACAAGUGCAGGGGGACGCCUGGGGACAGCACAGCCUCAGUGCUGCACUGGGCGAUCCGGAGCUGUGUCGCUUUAAGGCAUGUGAUACUUUCCUGAGCAGGGAUGCACUGAAAUAGGCUCCGGUACUUCCAGCAUCCUAUAGCAGUGUACGUACAGCUGCCCGGCUCUGCACUGCUUGCACUGGAGUGAAGCUGUUCCAUCUUUAAAUGCAAACUGCUCCUCAUCCUUAUGUAGUCUGGAAGCUGCAAAUUGUCUCGAUCGCAUCAGAGGUCUCAUCAAGAAGAAGGUGAUGCUAGGAGAUGAUUUAAAGGUGAAAAUGAGAAGGUUUCCACCCCUCAAGCCUCGGCCACUUUUCUGACGGCAGUGCCUGAGAGCUCAGAUGUCGUCUUUACUCUGGGAACAGGAUUUGUAACAAGAGAUUUUUUUUUUCUUUCCCCUCGUAAUCCUGAUAAAGAAGAUUAUUGGGAAGCUAUUAAAAAUCCCUUAUUGUGGUGCAGAUGGAUUUUAAAAAGUGUUAGACCUUUCCAAUGAACACUAAUAGAGUGCUCUGCUCUUGGCUGGAUUACUCAGAGAAUGGCAGUGGUCUCUGCAAUGUCCUGGGUCCUGUAUUUGUGGAUAAGUGCCUGUGCAAUGCUGCUCUGUCAGGGAUCCCUCCAUCACACUUUCCAGCAGCAUCACCUGCACAGACCAGGAAAGACCCUUUCUGUGAAUCAGAUUUUCCACUGGGAAGGAGGAACGUGUGAAGUUAUAGCAGCACACAGAUGCUGUAAUAAGAAUCGAAUUGAGGAAAGAUCACAAACAGUAAAAUGCUCCUGUCUACCUGGGAAAGUGGCUGGGACAACACGAAACAGACCUUCCUGUGUUGAUGCUUCAAUAGUGAUUGGGAAAUGGUGGUGUGAGAUGGAGCCCUGCCUAGAAGGAGAGGAAUGUAAGACAUUGCCUGAUAAUUCUGGAUGGAUGUGUGCGACUGGCAAUAAAAUCAAGACCACCAGAAUCCACCCAAGGACCUAACAGAGCCUGCAAGGAGGCAGUGAAAGCCCAGAUGAUUUAUGAGGACAAAGUAUCGAAAGUUGAAAACCAUCUCAGCAUUUACAAGCCAAAUGGAUUUCUUAUUUGCACUCUGACUGUUUACCAGAUGACAACAGUGGCUUUACUGUGUGAAAGAGAGCAUUCUGCGGAAAUAACACCCCUGGUUUUUGACAGCUGAAAAGAAAAAUGAAGAGAAAUGGUUCCUUUGCUAAAGUUUCUGAGAUUACAAAGUACAAACAACAGUAUAAGUUUGGAUCUACAAUUUACUUUAUACCAUUUAAAGUAUAUAUAUAUAUAUAUAGAUAUAUAUAUAUAUUAAUAUAUGAUAUUUUGAAAUAAAAGCCUCACUCUUCAAGAAAUUAAAUAGUACCACACUUCGCUGCAGCUGCUGUAAUUUUUUUCUUUAUUGUAAUGGUCUGGAAGAUCCCUACCUGUUUGAGAGAGAAAUGUGGCAGUGAAGAGGCAAAGCAAACCUGCUGCGGUACAAGGACGCCUAAGAGUUACAUGGAUCCUACCGAUAUGGCAUCCAGAGCUUCCCGUUCCCUUCGGCAGAAUUUUGAGGGCAUUUCAUUGUUUCACUUUGUGUUCCGGAGGCUUUUCCCCUUGUGCAAUACUAGCAUGCUGGCUUUGCUUCAUAAACAUACUUGAUACUCAAUUGAUAUAUAACGAUGAUAAUUCUAUCCUCUUCCAAGAAAAUAUUUUUAGAGCUGUUAGAUAUUCCGUGGAGAAGAAAUGGACAACUGCUGAGUGAAGUACAGUAUGUAUUAAAAGUAUAUUUGGCAGAGUUUGGUAGACUGUGAGCUCCCUUCUUAUUAAAGAUGUACCGUAUGUACAAUGUCUUCAGACUUUGUAUAGCUCGUAGAGACUACAGUAAAGUCCCAAUAACCAACUCCAAAGCUUUCCGUUGUUGGCUCACUAAUUAUUUGAAACAACAACAAAGCUCUUUCUUUCUAGACUAACAUGGGAGAGGGCUUUUGCAUAUGGUUUCUAUUCUUAAAACCCAAUUUACAGUUGGGCUGAGAUGAGAUGCUCUUCAGCAGGGAUGUGUCGGCAGAGCCAUUUGCCUCCUAGCAGUGAAUGGUCUGAGUUCACAUUUCUAGCUCAGUUAUUGCUGUUCACUGUUCAGUCUGGCCCUUGCGUUGCUGCAGAAAGAUCAGAUCUGAGGGUUCAAACGCUCAAGCCUAGAUCACAUUGCCAGGCACUUUUGUGAGCAGUUCAGUUAGUUUCAGGGGGUUAUUCAUGUGGAAGGCAUCCUGCUGUCACGCAUAAGUCUGCACAGCCCACCCUUCAGCACACCUGAUGCUACCAAAUCAAAGAGGAAUUUAGAAGCGUAGAACUCAUUUUAUCCAGUCCAGGUUCAUUUCUUUAAUAUUUCCAAUUUCCUUUCACCCUGCUCAUCUGUCUCUCACAGGACCAUGCUAAUCACUUUUAAUCCAAUGCAAAAGUAGUGGUGCACUUUCUAACCCAGAGUUGGUCAAAAUUCUCCAACUAACUUUCUUUCUCCUUCAGGGCAACCACUUCAGUCCCUGAUGUUCCAAGCAGCAGAAAUUUGUCACUAUAAUUACACUGUGCAUUAAAGCAGCUACAUGACAUAUCACGCAAAACUCCAUGCAGGCUUCCCAUGCUGGUCUCUGCCUAAUGCUCAAAGUGAAAAUGGAGACACCUCUUCCAAGUAUAGUCCUGUUAUUUCCCUUUUAAAAACAGAUCAGAAUGGAAGGGACCAGAAGAUUUUUUCUUUUCUUUGAACAGAAGCACUAAAUAGGAGCACAAGGCUCAUAAGAAGACCCACUGAAGGCCCCACUGGGUAGGCUGUGCAUUUCUGGCCGCAGAUAUCACCUAAACCACAGAAGAUCCCCAUGUCUUAAGCUGUUCCUAGAGAUGGACAUAUGUCCCUAGUCCCAUCCUCUUAGUCUGGCAGGGACCAUUGCAUGUCCCACAGACAGAGAUGUUCCCAAAAUGAGCUCUUUGCACCAACUCCAAGUUUAACUGGUACGGAUAAGAGGAAACUCUUCCUGAAUAAAUCCUUAGCAUUCCCCAUUUUUAAUAAAACAGCAGUUUAAAAAAAGAAUGAACAAGACAGGACUCUCUAGAGCGAGGAAACACUUGAUGCACUAAGAGAUAGAUGUUGCUACAAAGAUCAGGGGGGAUUAAAACAUAGGAGAGGUUACCAGUGGGAUCAGGGGCACACCUAGCUAAAUGGCCAUUCAAAAUCCCAAUGGCAGGCUGUAGAAAACAGCAGGAAUUGAUCCUAAGUUUCCUUGCUCCCAGUCUAGUGAUGAUCUAAAACAUGACUCCCACAUAACAAACUAGCCCAUGGCCUCUUGCGCCUUUUGCCACAUUCCAAGGUGCUACUACUGAGCAGCAUUUAAUCCACAGUAGUGCAUCUCGUGUGGCUCAGUAUGCAAGCAGACAACAACACUUGCCUGCAUCUAUGAAAUGCACCUGUUAAGACUGGGAAAUAUUAGACUUGCUAAAAUAUAAGAAGGAAAUGUUGUCAUUUCCACAGCAAAGUUUCUUAAGAGAUGUUUACAAAUCCUUACUUUGCCAGUGGGCAGCCUCAAAUAUCACCACACCAAAUUCCACAAACAUCUGCAUCACUUUGAAGUUCCUGCAAAAUCUGCUCAUGAGGCACAGCACUCAGAAACAGCUUUUAAUUGUUUUAAUUAAAAUGUUUUAAAGGGGGAAUUAGGAUCUUCGCAAAAAUAACAGCUAAUAAAACAUGAAGUCAAAUUAAGAGCUGGAUGCAGCUAACAGUCAUUGUUACCCUGAACCAAAUUGUAAACAGAAAUAAAAAUCUCCAACCCCACCUGAAGUCAUGAUGAACAUGUAUCUCAGUGGUAUGAGCAGCAAUGCAGCAUAUGGAGGGAAGAUCUCAGAGCUGUCUUUUCACCUAGACAAACCUGUGUGUUUCAGUCAUGGAGUAGAAGGGUCCCCCCACCUUGUGCAGGAGUAUGCAUAGUGUGAAAGGUUAUUUAACAAUCUCUACCCUUGAAGUAAAGUUCCUUUGUUUUGGGCUGAAGAUGAAACAGAGAGAUAACAGGGGAAAAAAAAUAUCAAAUAUUUGUAAAUGCCUCAAAGAUAAAUUAAGUUAUAUCAGUGUUUCUUCUUCAGAUGUGUGAAAGCAAGUUAUUUAAAGCUGAAUGUACCAGCUGAAAACAUACUGAAAAACAAAGUAGUUACCAUUGGCCUAUUGAUUCAGAGAAUCUAGAUUACAUGUUUCUGUCCAAAAGUCUCUAGUAAUAAAGAGCUCGGUGUGGUAUGAUUUGA